AUGAAGGCAAAGACCAUCGCCGCACUGCCCAUCUUUGUCGCGAACUCCAGCCGCAUGCUCGUGCUCGGAGACGACACCUACUUCGAACGGCUUUGGUGCAACCUGGAGCUGGCAAUUUUUGCAAAGAGCUCCCGCGAUCCGAGGGCAGUGCAGUACAUGCCUUUGUGGCUAACUCCGUGGAUCUUGUCCACCAUCUUCAUGGACGUGGUGUGCAUCACCAUCGCUCCGCCGUUGGAAACCUUUGCGCUGGAUCAUCUCACCAGCCGUAUUCGAGAUUCCUUCGGACAGUACUCCACCCUGACCUUCUUUCUUGUGGUCAUGCUGACCUGGAUCUUCCCGGGGAUGUGCUAUCUGCCAGCAUCCCUUCCGAGUUUCUCCCAUCACGUGAGGAAGAUUCAACAGCACGAGCAGCUGCUGAAGAACAUGGCCGGUUUUGACAUCCGGAAUGCCAAGUGUACGCUGGAGUCAGACCGGGAAAUCAUCGAGAAUGAGGUCUUAGAACUCUUCGACGUGGAGGUCUCCAAUGCGUGGGACCCCAAAUCGCCCAUCUCGCCGACAUCGCCCGUCGACAAUCGUGCCCCAUGGGCUACCCGCGACAACAGCACGUCGCUCACGCGCAGGGAGCGGAGAAAGCGGUUCAUGAACUUCAACCUCUAUGUGCGCGGCCCUUUGCGCGAGUCUGUCCUCCAAACUAUCGGCCAGGAGGUUGAUAUGCCUUGGAGCCUUUGCAUGUUGUGCUUCAUGCCGCUGAUCUUCUACUCGGCGGUGAGCGUUCUUGGCUGUGAUGGUAACUCAUGCGACGUCACAGCCGAGCAGGUAGGAUACGAUACGGCUCUACAGUAUGUGGUCGCCAAUGCGCUGGCCUGGGCGUUGGGGUUCUGGAUCAUCAUCCCUACCACGCACCCGCUGUUGCUGCGAAUGGUCAAGAUCGUCCUCAGCUUCUCCGCGAGCUAUCCGACCCAACUCUGCCUCACAGUCGUCAGCAGCUUCUGCGCCUACGUUUGGGUCUUCACCUGUCAGGGGGUUAUGACAGCAACAUUGAGCAUGGCCAUCGUGAGAUUCUCACCGUACUUUCUGGCAGCCUUGGUUGUUCAGCUUGGUCUGCUCUUGCUGCAGCUGUGGUACUUCUUCCUGCGAUCCAGGGUGCGGCAACCGACUCUGGAGGAGGACUGCUACGCUGAGUUCAGCGCCUGA
Molecule: messenger RNA, 1194 nt
Organism: Symbiodinium natans
Lineage: Eukaryota; Dinophyceae; Suessiales; Symbiodiniaceae
Source: the annotation of a GenBank genome assembly